Apis laboriosa (Himalayan honeybee) is the source of this 831-nucleotide messenger RNA. It is a transcript of the gene apd-3, whose product is annotated as glycine-rich cell wall structural protein 1-like. The transcript has 4 exons. The record is from RefSeq and is a predicted model, not a curated record. The coding region runs from base 1 to 831 and encodes 276 amino acids. NCBI's taxonomy places the organism in Eukaryota, Metazoa, Arthropoda, Insecta, Hymenoptera, Apidae.
AUGAAGGCCUUUGUUGUGUUCGCCUGUCUGGCAGUGGCGACGGCGCGCGCCGGAAUCGCGCACGGACCCGGCUAUGCCCUGGCCGGAGGUCAUGGCGGUUACGGAGGCGGCGUCGGCCUCGCGGGAGUCGGCCUGGUCGGCGGAGGUGCUAGUCUCUCUGGUGGUCUGGCAGCUGGUGCUGGCAGCGCGAGAUCUCUCCAAGAGGGUGCCUCCAGCUUGGGAUCCUCCGCUCUUGGUGCCAGCUACGCCGCUGGAUCCGCGGCGGCGGCUGGAGCUGCUGGUGUUCAACAGAUUGUCUCUGGUGGAGUGAUCGGUGGCAGGGCUGACAUUGGACCUGCCGAGGGACCCAAGGCUAACGUUGGACCCCAGAGCGGACCAUCUGACAGCGUUGGACCCCAAGAAGGUGCCAAGAACGUAGGUGGACCACGUACCGGCCCAGCUGGCCUCGUAGGACCCGCAACCGGCCCAUUCACCUCCGUGGGUGCAUCCGCUGGUACCUCCACCCUCGUUGGACCGUCCCAGGGAGCCGCUAACUUGGUAGGACCAUCCGUGGGAGUCGUAUCUUUCUACGCCGGAAGUGGCAACAUCAACGGUGACGACGGAAGCUCUGGAUCCGCUGCAGCUGCCGCGCCUGGUGGCCUCGCUGGUCCAGCUCUCGGCCUCGGUGGUGCUGGUGCCAUCGCUGUUGUGGGUGGUGGUGCCGCCGGAUACGGCGCUGGCCUUGGCGGACACGACGGUGGUGUUGCUGUGAUCAACGGACCGUCUGGCGCCAUCCACGCUGGACUCGGCUCUCACGGAGCUAUCAUCCCCGGGGCACUCGGCAAGUACUAG